Molecule: messenger RNA, 2988 nt
Organism: Drepanopeziza brunnea f. sp. 'multigermtubi' MB_m1
Lineage: Eukaryota; Fungi; Ascomycota; Leotiomycetes; Helotiales; Drepanopezizaceae
Biological process (GO): nucleotide-excision repair, DNA gap filling; DNA recombination; double-strand break repair via nonhomologous end joining
Cellular component (GO): DNA ligase IV complex
Molecular function (GO): DNA binding; ATP binding; DNA ligase (ATP) activity
Source: RefSeq, a predicted model, not a curated record
AUGCCGCUCUCAGUCCACAGCGGCGAUGAGACCGACGAUGACGGAGAUCACGAGCUUAUGUAUGGCCACGGCCCUUUGACCGAGGAAGAACUGAACGAAAAGUACCCUGGUCGGCCCAAGAACAAAAGGAAAACACCGCCUUUCCACCAGCUUGUGAACAGUCUCUUCAUACCCUUGACGGAGAAUAAGGCCAAGGUCGGUGGGCCUGCGAGUAAUAGUCGAAAGAAAGGUCAUGGAUCCAACACGAUGACCCCUCACGAGAGACGCAAAAAUAUUAUCGAGCAAUUUGUAUCCAGAUGGCGCAGUGAAGUUGGGAAAGACUUCUACCCUGCGAUUCGCCUCAUCCUUCCGUCGAGAGAUCGCGACAGGCCUAUGUAUGGCCUGAAGGAGAAGAGUAUUGGUAAGCUGGUCGUGAAGAUGGUGGGAUUGAAUUCUCGUUCUGAGGAUGCCAUGAACUUGACGGACUGGAAGAGGAUUAACUCGGCGAGUAAGAAUGCGGGUGACUUUGCAGGAAGGUGUUAUGAGGUGUUGUCUAAGCGAUCCAUGCGAACGCAAGUGGGCAAUAUGCGAAUUGCCGAAGUCAACGCACUGCUGGAUCAGCUCGCUGCUGUGUCAAAGGAAGCAGACCAGUUGCCACUCUUUGAGAAGUUCUACAGUCGGAUGAAUGCGGAGGAGCUUAUGUGGUUGAUUCGCAUUAUCCUGCGUCAGAUGAAGAUUGGAGCAACCGAGAAAACCGUUCUUGAUGUUUGGCAUCCCGAUGGUGAUGCUCUUUUCAAUGUUUCAUCAAGUUUGCGACGUGUGUGUUGGGAAUUAGUCGAUCCUAACAUUGACCUUGGCACUGAAGAUAAAGGAAUCCAAAUCAUGAGCUGCUUCCAGCCCCAACUCGCCCAAUUUCAGUCACACUCGUUCCCCGUCAUGCUUGCCAAGAUGCAGCUCGAAGAAGACGCUGAAGGUACCAACACGUUCUGGAUCGAGGAGAAACUCGAUGGAGAACGGAUGCAGAUGCAUAUGGAUACAGGCCCGGAUGGCAAGCGAAGAUUUGCGUGGUACUCCCGGAAAGCCACAGACUACACAUAUUUAUAUGGGAGUUCCCACGAUGAUGACAACUCGGCACUGGCCCGAUUUAUCGAUGGUGCUUUCAAAAAAAAAGUGAGGAACAUUAUUCUCGACGGAGAGAUGAUAACGUGGAACAUGGAUGCGGACAAAGUUGUGGCCUUUGGUACUUUGAAGACGGCUGCGAAAUCAGAACGAAACAACCCUUAUCAGGCUGACACAGGCAACCGACCUUUAUUUCGCGUUUUUGACUGCUUAUACUUGAACCACAAGCCGAUCACCAUGUACACUCUGAGAGAACGAUACAGAGCUCUCGAGAGCUCUAUCCAGAAUGUCAAUCGCAGACUUGAGAUUCAUACACACGCGACGGCCUCCGAGUUAGGUGGGCAAGAAGCCAUUGAAGAACAAUUACGCGACGUGAUUGAUAAAGGUCAUGAGGGUCUGGUUCUGAAGAACCCCAAUUCUGCAUACUCACUGAAUGAGAGAAACAAUAUGUGGAUGAAGGUCAAACCUGAGUACAUGACUGAGUUUGGCGAAUCCCUUGAUCUCAUCGUCAUUGGCGGAUACUAUGGAGGAGGUCAUCGAGGUGGCAAGUUAGCAUCAUUCCUGUGUGGACUGCGUGUGAACCAAGACCAGAUCGCUCGUGGAUCAAAUCCUAUGAAGUGUUUCUCUUUUUGUAAGGUUGGAGGAGGUUUUCGCGGGGAAGACUACGCUAAAAUUUAUCAUCAAACCGAUGGGAAAUGGAUUCCUUGGAAUGAUAUGCGUCCACCUAAGGAGUACAUCAGGCUCGGUGGCGGCGAGAAACAGUAUGAGAAGCCAGACGUUUGGAUCAAGCCCUGCGAUUCCAUUGUCCUUGAAGUCAAAGCAGCGUCAGUGGGUGUAUCUGAUAGGUUUGGGACGAAAUACACGCUGAGAUUCCCGCGCUUCAGAAGACUCAAGGAUGAAAAGAGCUGGGAACAGGCGCUCUCGAUGGACGAAUUCGACGAAGUGAAGCAGAACGCCGAAGAGGAAUCUAAAACAAAGGAAAUAAAGGUAGAAAACCGGAGGAAAACUAAGAGGUUGAAGAAGGAGUACCGUAUCGCUGGCAAUGACAGCAAAAUUAAGACACCGUACGCAGGCCCGAAAACCAAGAUUUUCGAAGGGCUAAACUUUUGCGUCAUGAACGAAUCACAGCAAGCCCCAAAGAGGACUAAGGCGGAGACCGAGCAAGCUAUCAAAGGUAACGGUGGGAAUAUCUUUCAAACCCCAGGAGCGGCACCGAAUAUGAUUUGCAUUGGAGACAAACGGGUUGUCAAGGUUGCGAGUCUGAUAAAGAUGGGACAGAAGAAUGUUGUGAAGCCGGCAUGGGUGUUUGAUGCCAUGCAGCAAGCAGAAGCUGACGGGCUUGGAAAGGGGCGCUACCUACUUCCGUUCGAGCCUGCCCAUAUGUUCCACAUUGCCGGCGGCUUUAGUGACGAGAUUGCGGGCAGCGUUGAUGUGUACGGCGACAGCUAUGCCCGGGAUACUAAUCCUGAAGACCUGAAAGCCCUGGUAGAUGAUAUGAUACACCCCAAAAACUCUUCUUUCUCGGUAGAAGAGUUUUUGCUACAGUUGGAUGAACAUGGGAAAGGGCUCCAAGAUACGCCCGGCUCGAUGUUCGCGAGAUGUGUUGUUCGUUUUGUCUCUUCCGAUAUGGGCGGGGCGAAGACGAUGGCGAAUAUCGACCAUCUGAUCAUCCAGAACCAGUUUCGAUUCGCCGCUGGGAGGAUUUCAGAUAACGACGACGAUGAAUCGAUUACGCAUUACGUGCUACUGGACCAGGACGAAGAUCUGAUUAGCUCUUUGCGGAAGAGAGUUGUGCAACUGACGAGGCGCCCGCGGAUUGUGGACAUCAACUGGCUCAAGGAUAGCUGGGAAGAAAAGACAUUGUUGGAUGAGGAAAGAUAUGCUUUGUGA